GUAGAGUCUGGAUACACGAGGGAGCGGAAGCGAAUUCUUUUUGUAGAAGUUAUCACAACAUCGUUAUGUGGUACUCACAUCUUCAAAAGUCGUAUUUACAUACCACUAUAAAUAUCCUAAAAAACGCACCACAUAAUCUGAAAGGCAAGAGUACCUCUGAACAACGUUGGAUAGUUCGGCAGCUCAAGGAUCCUUUUGUCAAAGCAGCCCAUGUGCACAACUACCGGUGUAGGAGCGCUUUCAAGCUCUUGGAGAUCGAUGACAAAUUUAAGAUUUUAAAACCUGGACUAAAUGUCAUAGAUUGUGGUGCUGCACCAGGCGCCUGGAGCCAGAUAGCAGUUCAAAGGGUCAAUUCUGCUGGGACUAAUCAAGAAUUACCACGCGGCACUGUGUUUGGUGUUGAUCUACUCCGUGUGUCACCUCUGGACGGAGCCCACUUUCUGUCCAACCAUGACAUUACUGACCCCAGCACACAUGCCAAGCUACUUGAGCUCCUCCCGGGUGGUCAGGCUCAUGUCAUUCUGAGUGACAUGGCGCCCAAUGCCAGUGGUUUUAAAGAGAUGGACCACGAGCAACUUGUCUCCAUGUGUGCAUCAUUGAUUGAUUUGGCUAAGAAGGUUUUGAUUCCUGGAGGCUCUCUGAUAUGUAAAUACUGGGAUGGGGCUCUCACACAACAGCUUCAUGAUAAACUGUUAGCUGUCUUCCGUGAAAUCCGGACUAUUAAACCAAAAGCCUGCAGAAAAGAAUCUGCUGAAAAGUUUUUCCUCGCUAAAAUGUAUAGAGGAAUAGAUUCCUGAAUUUUCUGUAUAUAAAACACGUCUUCACAAUAUUUGGAGCAGUUGACUUUGAUGGCUUGAUUUUAUUAUUUAUUAUUAUUUUAAACUAGUGUUGUAAAUUUAGGGAAAUGGCGACUUGAUUCUGAAUUCUUGAAAAGCAAGAUUCUCCACCAGGAGAUGGCACUCUUAAGGUGUCCAUAAGAUGUGAAAGCGUUGUCCAUUUUUUCAGUUUCUUCCUUGUCAAAACGUUAUGUUAUGAAGUGCACACAUUAUUUCUUUGAACACAUUUCUCUAGUUUAGUAUUUGCAAUGCAUAUAAUCUGCUCUACUAGCCAUGUAGAAGUAUGUAAUAAUUCCCUCAUUAUAGGCUUAGAAAAGUAAAAUGAUGUGGAUAAAAGAAUCAUAGACAGCGUGACUAAUGGAAAGCCUCAGUCUACUAAAGCUGUGUAUUAUAAACAGUCUCGGGCAGUCUUUUGAGACUGAAGAGUCUGUAUUCCUUGAAAUUAUGUUUGCCCAGUAAACUGCUAUUCCGAUUGCAGCUAUUCACAAUAUGAGUGAGCUCAAUACUUUGGGAUGCAAUGUUCUGGUUGCAUUUUCACUAUGCCUUAUUUCUCCGUUGGCUUGAAUGCUUCUGUGAUGAUACUGCUCUCAGUGUUUGAAAUCAUCCUGUCGUUUAUGAAUGGAACAAAUGUAUUAUAACAGAUUGCACUAUGAGAUGUUGGGAUCUGAUGGAUGGAUCUAAACUGGGUCUUAAUAAAACAUAAAAAAAAUAACUGUUCACUGAACUAUGUAACAUUCUUGGUUGUCACAGACCAAGCUAUCAUAUACUGUGAUCUGCACAAGAUGCUGCAAAGUCCUCUAUGUUGUAGAUUAACGGUUAAUUGCAAUCCACUGAUCUAAUCCACAUCCAUAUUUAGUAGAUGAGGUGUUCAUGUAUGCUUAAAAGACACCGCUGCAUUUCUAUGUUGCUUGUGAUAAUACCUUAAAAGUGAUUCUAUAAAAAAAUCUAAUAUAACAGAAUCUUACAAUUUGGGUUGUCCUUAGCAGUGUUACAAAACAUUUCCUUUAUACAAUGCUCA
This is a messenger RNA of Hypomesus transpacificus, 1854 nucleotides long. RefSeq names its product mitochondrial rRNA methyltransferase 2 (gene mrm2). The transcript is spliced from 2 exons. The record is from RefSeq and is a predicted model, not a curated record. NCBI's taxonomy places the organism in Eukaryota, Metazoa, Chordata, Actinopteri, Osmeriformes, Osmeridae. Gene Ontology annotation, biological process: RNA methylation. The coding region runs from base 66 to 797 and encodes 243 amino acids. Gene Ontology annotation, cellular component: mitochondrion. Gene Ontology annotation, molecular function: rRNA (uridine-2'-O-ribose)-methyltransferase activity.